AUGCCCCCUCGCGAUGGGCUCGACAACUACGACAACAACGGCUACAAGACGGACACACGCCGCGCCGUCGAAAUUGAACAUUCCUCGGACGGCUUUCGAAUCCUUCGAUUCACCGUCGAUCCUCACCGAGAUGUGAACCCAAGUCCCGUCGAGAUAACCCCUGGAGGCGACGGGAUCCGCCGCCCAAGCCCCGGAAACACCGACAAUGGCAAUUUACAGGGAGUCGAUCGCAUCCGGCAGCAACUUGAUCUUUGCUUCCACCAGUCGUGGCAGCCUCGGGGUUGUCCCCAUCCAAGCCGGCCUAGGUCCAUCUGUCUCCGUUUCGAUUCGCCAGAUGAUAGAGCCGGCCGUGUCAUCUACUCCUCAUCGCAUCUCGACAAUCCACCAGCACCACCUGACGUCUUCUUGCCGAGGAGCGGCAAGGAGUAG
Molecule: messenger RNA, 429 nt
Organism: Scedosporium apiospermum
Lineage: Eukaryota; Fungi; Ascomycota; Sordariomycetes; Microascales; Microascaceae
Exons: 2
Coding region: 1-429 (142 amino acids)
Source: RefSeq, a predicted model, not a curated record